AUGUUUAGGAUUAUUGUUUUUUUGUUGGCGGUGUCGGCCACCUCAAGCCAGGUCCCCUACGACUACUACCACGUGCUGCACCUCCCCCACUCCCCGCCCCUCCACCCGGUGUUGCACACAGCGCCAUCUACCGACUUCACGUGUCGCGGCCGUCAGAGAGGGUACUACGCUGAUGUGCAUACUGGAUGUCAGGCGUACCAUUUCUGCUGGCGUCAGCAUCUAGUCAGCACUGACCUCUGUGCCAACGGAACCCUCUUCAAUGAGCAAUUUCAAGUAUGUGAUCAUUUCUACAAUGUACGCUGCGGAUCUCCUUAUGAAGAUUUAUGAAUCUAAUAUGCUAUUUAACAAAAUGAUGUACAU
Messenger RNA from Amyelois transitella, 360 nucleotides. RefSeq names its product U-scoloptoxin(01)-Cw1a-like. The transcript is spliced from 4 exons. The record is from RefSeq and is a predicted model, not a curated record. Bases 1 to 327 code for a protein of 108 amino acids. Gene Ontology annotation, molecular function: chitin binding. Lineage: Eukaryota; Metazoa; Arthropoda; Insecta; Lepidoptera; Pyralidae. Gene Ontology annotation, cellular component: extracellular region.